ACUCAAUCUAUAGCUUUUGGGUUUUGUGCCUUUGGCGACCGCGCCACGACCGCGGAUUGAUUCCUUCGUCGUUAACUGGCGCGAAACUCGGGGAACGCCCUCGCCGGCGCUCCGGCCAGGCCUGAGAAGUGCCGAGACAGAGCCUCCUUGUCGAUGGAGAGAUGUGGAGGUGUCGUCCUCCACUCCAAUCUCCGGAUCCAAUCCUCCAUCCCUCGUCGCCGGACCCCCUUCUCUCGUUCUGGCCACCCGCUUCCUCUUCCUAGCUGCGCUGCACGUCGAAAAAUUUUCAGAACGGCUCCCAGGGCUUCCCCUCUCGUUGAUCACUUUAGGCUAGGUAAUUUUCAGAAUGAUAAAAGACACAUGCUUGUGAACAAGGUGAUCCAUAAAUCUCAAAAUGCUCUGAGCGUUUAUAGUUCCUGUGGAUCACGAGAAGCAAGCACAAGUGGUGGUGAAAUGAGAAAAAAUGAACUUCUAGUUGAUUGCGGAACUGAUCAGGAGGAAUGUGUUGUGGGACGUAUAGUGGCCUUAGGAAAGUUUGAUGCCCUUCAUAUUGGCCACCGGGAACUUGCUAUACAAGCAUCAAAGGCUGGAACUCCAUUUCUUCUUUCAUUUGUACGAAUGGCAGAAAUACUUGGUUGGGAAUACAGGCCUCCUAUUGUCGCCAAAUGUGAUAGGAAGCGAAUCCUAUCCUCUUGGGCUCCUUAUUGUGGUAAUGUAAUUCCCCAUGAAUAUGAAGUUGACUUCUCCAAAGUUAGGCAUCUUACCCCUCGACAAUUUGUUGAAAGGUUGUCCAAGGAGCUCAGAGUAAGUGGAGUUGUUGCAGGUGAGAAUUACAGAUUCGGAUAUAGAGCGUCAGGUGAUGCAUCAGAGUUGGUGAGACUAUGCAAGGAGUAUGGUUUAGAAGCAUAUAUUGUGGGCUCUGUUAUGGAUAGAAGCCAACCAUCUUACAAUGGGACUAGCAAAGGCAUCAAUUCAAACGAUCGAGGCCAGGUAUCCUCAACUCGUGUGCGCCAUGCUCUUGCUCUACGUGACAUGGAGUAUGUGGGGAAACUUCUGGGGAGAAAGCAUCGGCUUGUUCUAUCAGCAGACAAAGGAUUGAUCGCUAGAUCUGAUAGUGCACCCAAUAGAUUUUCUAUUCCGAAAUUGUGCAUGCUGAACCAACCACCAGAUGAUGGGGUGUUUGAUAACUGCAGUUUAUUGGUGGAUGAUGCAUAUGUUGCACCUUGCAGAGUGAUCAUUGAUACUGAACUCAUCAACAUAGAAUCAGAUGAUGGAAGCGCUUGUUUACAGGAACAUCUACAGAAUGGUCAGCAAUUCGGCAUAGAAUUUGGAUGGUAAGAGAUCUUGAUGGCCAACUAGGUAUUGUCACUCGUUAUGAAUGAAAAUAUAAUGUUAUGAAAAA
Molecule: messenger RNA, 1402 nt
Organism: Dioscorea cayenensis subsp. rotundata (Guinea yam)
Lineage: Eukaryota; Viridiplantae; Streptophyta; Magnoliopsida; Dioscoreales; Dioscoreaceae
Product: FAD synthetase, chloroplastic-like
Exons: 5
Coding region: 154-1338 (394 amino acids)
Biological process (GO): C-terminal protein methylation; riboflavin biosynthetic process
Cellular component (GO): endoplasmic reticulum
Molecular function (GO): FMN adenylyltransferase activity; protein C-terminal S-isoprenylcysteine carboxyl O-methyltransferase activity
Source: RefSeq, a predicted model, not a curated record